This is a messenger RNA of Linderina pennispora, 1163 nucleotides long. RefSeq lists its product as uncharacterized. NCBI's taxonomy places the organism in Eukaryota, Fungi, Kickxellomycota, Kickxellomycetes, Kickxellales, Kickxellaceae. The transcript has a single exon. The coding region runs from base 6 to 1142 and encodes 378 amino acids. The record is from RefSeq and is a predicted model, not a curated record.
GCAUCAUGAACAAUCCUCAGCAUGUCUUUGAAAAGCGGGCGCCGUAUUACAUGGAUAAGGAGAUGAUAGAGAACCAGACCAGGCCAUUCAUCCCGCGCGAUCCUGUUGGCCUGUCCGACCGCAUCAUCUUUGGUAUUGGUCUCGCGCUGUACUCGUUGGCUGGGCUAAUGACGCUGUAUGCAUGGCUAAAUCGCAGCUAUCCCCCGCUACGUGCCAAAAAUCUUCCGCUGGCGACUAUGAUGUGGGUCGGAGCAUUCGGAUGGUUCAUUGGCUCGGUGGUUAGCAAUGGGCUUGUUGAGAUUGAGGGGGUGUGGCGACACUGCAUUCUCCCAGCGGUUUGGAUCCGCAUCGGGUUUGGAUACACAUUUACGUGCUCAAGCCUGUUCCGGGUUUACCUGCUGGACCGCAUCUUUGUUCAGCGGCGUUCGGCACACGGCGUGCGGUUCCAUCUGCCUAUAUUUCUGUUUAUCCUUGUGGUUCUUUUGUUCUGCAUCAUCAGCACCGUACUUCCCAACUACAUGACCGUCAUUUAUCUUGACAAGUUCAAGUCCUGUCACUAUGUCGCCCCAUACCGCUUCGUGUGUCUGGGCAUCGUUGCCUCGCUAUGGUCGGUUGUUGCCGUUCUGGUGUGGCGCAUUCGCAAUAUCCAUACUGCAUUCAACGAACGGUUCGAGACUGUUGCCAUUGCUGCCAUGGCUUUGUCGACAGACAUAGAGAUGAUUGUUGUGCACAUUGUGUACCUGCACUACGCACAGAGCCGUGCCGUCAGGUCAAUGGCAGUCAUGUUUGAUUUGACCAUGGGAUGCACCGCAAGCUUUAUUCUGCUAGUGUAUCCAGUCUACCAGUGCAUCUUCCACCGCGAAGAGUACCUCCAAAAGUGGCUACUCAAGCUGUCUCUUGACGGAUUGCACAAGGAGUACUUGGAUGAGACGCAUCACGUAACAAACACCACAGACUACGCCGAGGUCCGUGAACAGUCAACAACACGUUUGACCAGCGGGAAUACCGAAAAGACUUGUGCUCAGGCCGGAAACGGCGACACUAUUGGCAUGGGCCAGGUUGCUUAUAGGGAAUAUGCGCAGCCGCCGUUCAAUCCGUUCCCUCAUCCAGACGAAGGAGGGGGCUCGCGUAUCAUUCUGUAGUUAGUGAAUGGCGUUUCCAAU